This is a messenger RNA of Priapulus caudatus, 676 nucleotides long. Its product is annotated as guanine nucleotide-binding protein G(s) subunit alpha-like. Gene Ontology annotation, molecular function: GTPase activity; G protein-coupled receptor binding; G-protein beta/gamma-subunit complex binding. The record is from RefSeq and is a predicted model, not a curated record. Gene Ontology annotation, cellular component: heterotrimeric G-protein complex. Lineage: Eukaryota; Metazoa; Priapulida; Priapulimorpha; Priapulimorphida; Priapulidae. Gene Ontology annotation, biological process: adenylate cyclase-activating dopamine receptor signaling pathway; sensory perception of chemical stimulus.
CCCACCCUGGAUGUAUACAGCCUGGAAUGAAAACUGCACGAAAAGCAUUUCAUGUCGGAAACUUAUCACAGAUUUUAAAGGAUUUUUGCGUCUAGAUGAAUCCGGUGUGUGUAUGAAGCUGCUCCGGGUUGUGCCCAUUUCCCCAGGAUAGUGAAACUAGUGCUCGGCUGCUGGCGAUGCUAAUGAAAGUGAUGGGCUGUAUAGGUGGACGAGCCAGCGUCAAGGAGGCGGAGGACGAAAAAUGGAAACGAGAAGCCAAUAAGAAAAUCGAGAAACAGUUGCAGAAGGACAAACAGCUAUACAGGGCGACACAUAGGUUACUUCUACUAGGUGCUGGUGAAUCGGGGAAAAGCACAAUAGUAAAGCAGAUGCGAAUUCUUCAUGUUUCUGGAUUCGAUGAUUUGGAAAAGAAAGAGAAAAUACAAGACAUUAAAAAGAAUAUUAGGGAUGCUAUCCUGACAAUAACAGGAGCAAUGCAUACAAUGAAUCCACCUACAGAGUUAGCAGAUCCCAGUAAACAGGACAGCUUCGACUAUGUACAAGAUGUUGCUAGUCAACCUGACUUCGAAUAUACAGAUGAGUUCUGGUAUCAUACAGAGAGGUUGUGGAAGGAUAAGGGUGUCCAAACAUGCUACGAACGUUCCAAUGAAUAUCAACUGAUUGACUGUGCUAAAUA